Molecule: messenger RNA, 6071 nt
Organism: Ceratina calcarata
Lineage: Eukaryota; Metazoa; Arthropoda; Insecta; Hymenoptera; Apidae
Product: S-formylglutathione hydrolase
Exons: 21
Coding region: 124-5940 (1938 amino acids)
Biological process (GO): epithelial cilium movement involved in determination of left/right asymmetry; formaldehyde catabolic process; cilium-dependent cell motility
Cellular component (GO): cytosol; axoneme
Molecular function (GO): metal ion binding; S-formylglutathione hydrolase activity; 5'-3' DNA exonuclease activity
Source: RefSeq, a predicted model, not a curated record
UAAUAAACCUUCAGAUUCGUGAUCCUGCAUUUUUGGCGGUAAUGCGAAUAAUGGUUGACGAUCAGUGUGACUAAUGUCGUCGCUGUGAUAGUCUGGGGUACGAUUUUACAGUAAGCCAAGAAGAUGGGUAUUACCGGGUUAAUCCCGUUCCUAGAGAAAGCCUCAAGAAGAACAAACAUCAACGAAUUCGCCGGUAAAACUGUCGCGAUCGAUUCUUAUUGUUGGCUGCACAAAGGCGCGUUCUCUUGUGCCGAGAAACUGACUUCUGGACGGCAUACGAACUCAUACGUGAAUUAUUGUAUGAAGUACGUGGAUAUGUUGUUAUCGCAUAAUAUAAAACCAAUUCUCGUAUUUGACGGAAGACAUUUGCCUGCUAAGGCACAAACCGAGGCCAAACGACGGGAGAAUAGGAGGGCAAACCGUGAGAAGGCUGAUCAACUAAUGAAAAUGGGGAAUUACGCGGAAGCAAACAACUUAAGAAAGAGAUCAAUUGAUAUUACACACAAAAUGGCUUUAGAAUUAAUUAAACAAUGCCAGAAGAUAAACGUCGAUUGUAUUGUUGCACCUUAUGAGGCAGACUCUCAGUUAGCGUAUUUAAACAUUAAUGGAAUAGCUGAUGUGAUUAUUACAGAGGAUAGUGAUUUACUGUUGUUUGGUUGUAAGAAGGUAUUUUUUAAAAUGGACAUGUAUGGCCAUGGCCUCUUAAUCGAUCAUGAACAACUGUACCUUGCGAUGGAUACGAGUCGAGAGAAGUUUAGCAUGGACGAUUUUAUUCAUAUGUGCAUUUUAUCAGGCUGUGAUUAUUUGCCAUCCCUUCCUGGAAUCGGGUUGGGUAAAGCACGAAAGUUUAUUAAACUGAACACAAACUGUGAUAUACAUCAAGCUUUAACACGAUUGGGAUCGUACUUAAAAAUGAAAUCGUUAGUCGUUACGCAGGAGUACAGAGAUGCAUUUAUAUUCGCAGUCGUUACCUUUAGACACCAGUUGGUUUAUUGUCCAUUGAGAAGGAAACAAGUCCGCUUGAAUCCAGCACCGCCCGACGUGACGAAAGAACAGUUGCAUUACGCGGGCGAGGAAACCGAUCCGGAGAUCGCGUUGCAGCUUGCUCUAGGAAAUUACGACCCUUUUACUUUAGAGAAACUUCACGAUUUCGACCCUGACAGAGCGGAGAAUCGAAGUACGGGACGAACGUCGUCUCAACGUGCCAGCAUAUGGUCGAAAAAAUAUAAACUAAGAAGUGACUCGCAAGAGUCGCCUCCCAAAGAGAAUUCGGUUCUGAAGAAGUCUGUAAAUAAUCGUAGAAGUCGUUUAACGAAUGUAACACUCGUCGGGCGAGAGGAUAACUUCGAGUGCGAGAAAUUGAAUCAACAAGAGAUUCUAAAUUUAUACGAAUCCGGAAUGGCGACGGGUAUUGGAAAUAAUUCGGACGUGAACGAGGUACCCCUCGAGGAGAGUAAAAAGUCUCCCGAUUUGACAAAGCGAAAUCCAUUUUUAAAACAGUCGUCUGUCAGUUCUCCGGAUGCACGAUCUUCUCCCGAAGAACGUGCAACUUCGCCCGUUUUGACGAGGGAUAGAAUCAUCGGACGAUUACCUGGUAGCGACAAUGAGACCUCUCCGAGUUUUCUAAAUACAGAUGUUAAUCAGAUAAAAUCUAGAUACAUAAGGCGCGGGAAGCGUCCCAGACGCAGAAUCGUAUUACCUGAAGGAGUUAUCACCGAGAGUAAAUUCUUCGCUAAGACGACUUCCGAAAUGAAUGUUGAAAACGAAGAGAGAACCGGUAUAAACGAAAUAGACAACACUCAUUUAGGAACAAAUGGCGAAGUAAAGAACGUUUACUUCGAUUCUCCCGAGAAGUCUAAUGAAAAAGCAGAUUUACAUGUCGCAAGUAACGACAGACACAGCACAUCGCGUGUAUUGAACAAAUGGAGAAAUGAGAAUCCUUCGAAUCGCGACAUGGUUCAAACGCAUCCGAAUGUUAUAAUUGAUGAGUCGCCCUUGAAGGAAGACAAUACAAAUAAAUUAGAAGAAUCACUUUUAAGUGAAUCGAUGAAGAAGAAUAGUAUGAAUGAAUUAGAAGAAUCGCUUUUAAGUGACUCGAUGAAGGAGAAUAAUAUGAAUGAAUUAGAAGAAUCGCAUUUGAACGUAUCAGUAAAUGAGCCCAUGAAGGAAAAGAAUAUAAGUAAAUUAUACGAUUUAAAUCGUCCGUUAAUAUCACCAGAAUUUGACAUAGACCCCGACUUCUUGGUUCAACGCGGAGUUAUAGACGCUGUAAAUUGUAGUUUCGGAUGGUCUGAUAACAAUGUUCGUCGAGGAUCUCCUAGUAAUAAGAUGAAACAAACUAAGAGUUAUUCAAACUCUCGAGCAAGUAUAUAUGGAAAAGCGAAGGACGGUACACGUCGGAAGCAAAUAGGUUUAGAAAAGAGGCAACAGAGUUUAUUGAACUUCUUCGACGCGAAGCGAAAGAUCGAGAAGAAAAUGAAGCUAAAGGAGAAUUUGGACAUCAAGCUUGGAUCUACGGAAGAUCGAAUUAAAAUGAUAAAGAAGCAGCUUAGUAAUUUAAAGACAGAGCAGGAUAUGAACCAGAAGCUUCUGACCAGCCAUUCGACGCGGCUGAGGACGGAGGAGCAUCAUUACCGCUUGAACUGUAACGCUGAAUCGAGCUUCCGGCAAGAAGCGCGAGACCUACAUAAAGAAUGGAAAGAAGUGAACGAGACUGUAACUAAUAUAGAGAAGGAGUUGGAGAAGAUGACGAGGAAAGUAGAGACGUCGAAGAGCAUGGUUCAAUACGACGAGAAAUGUCUAAAGGAAUUGGAGGAGAUAUUGAAUGAGAACGAGGACAAUAAUCAAUUGAUAGAACAGUACAUGAAAGAUGACCUGAAGGAGUAUAAAGAAUUGGAUUUGAAGAGGCAAAAGCUCACCAAAGAAUUACAAUCGUAUCGCGACUCGAUCACUAGGACGACUAACGAAGCACGGGAAAUGGAAAUUAUUCUUAAUCGAACGUCCGCUUUAUACGAUCAGUCCUUAGCGGAGUAUCGGCAAAUGUUUAAUCAGUGGAAAGAAAGCGUAGCGAUGUUACAGCAGAGGAACGACGACAUUAAGAAACUCAUCCAAGAGACUGAAACGUUGCAUAACGUAUCGGAGGAGAAGAGAAAGGUACUUCAAGAGUCAGAGAAAUUCUUGAAGGAACAAAUGGAUAACAACAAGCAGCUUCAAGAGUCGAUUAAGAAGCAGGAAAAGAAUCUCGCUUCGAUGAAAGAGGAACAGGGUAAAAUGAAGGAAAUGAUUAUCAUGUACGAGGACCAGAUCGUCAUACAGAAGAACAUUCUGAAAGAGUUGACUCAACGUCUGCAACAAGUGAGAGCUGAUAUCAAACACAAGGAGUCACAGAUUAAAAUUAAAUACGAAAAGAUAGAAAAAACAAAUAAACAAGUGACCGAUCUGGCUGCAAAAUUGGAUGAAAUCACUAAUCAAAAGUUGGACAUCGAAGGGAAGGCACGAGAACUCGAAGGGAUGAUCGAGGAACAGGAAAAGAAGAGGUCGAGAAUGAUGAAGGAAAUGAAUCGACUGCAAACGGCAAAUUUACGUAUUACAAAUCAAAUACAAGAGUUGGAGAACGAGAGCAAAGUUCUAAAAACGCAGCACGAGAAGGAAUCUAAGAAGCAUGAAUAUUUAGAGAAAUUACACGACAAGGAGGAGCACUUUUUAGACGAGAAGAAGGAGGCCUGGUAUCAAGUUAAAUUCGAGCUUCAAAAGUCGGAGAUGAAAUUGGACAGGCUGAGGGGCUACGAGCACGAUAAGUCUGAAGCUGAGAAGAAGCAGAACAAGAUCGAGGAGCUCCAAAGCGUUCUAGACGAGAGGAUGAAAGUCUCGAAAUUGUUACAAAAACAAAUCGGAGCUCUGGAGGAUGAAAUGAGGAAAAUAUCAAGCAGCCUGGGGCAUGACAACGACGAGCUGCAAUACUUGAGAAACAAAAGACAAGACUUGGUACUUCUUAUGAACGCAGGAGAGAAACAGCUAAAGGCCGCAGAGACUCGUUACGAAGAGAAGCAAGUAGAGGAAAGUAUGCUCAGGCUGAGAGUGUCGCAAAUGGAAAAAAUGAUAUCCAACAUCGGAGACAACGUUUACGACUUGGAGAGACAUAAACUUGAAUUAGAAGCGGCGAUGCGAGAGCGGAGAGCGGAAAUAGCGGUGCAAAAGGAAUCGUUGAUGAUUCAAAAACGAGUGGCUGACAGCGAGUGCUCCGAGUUGAGAUGCGCCAUUGGCGAGAGAGCGAUACGGAUAAAACAAUUACAAGCUAGAUACGAUAGCACGACGGCAUUGUUGGGCAGUAAUCCCGAUGGUACCCCGAUUAAUACCACAUAUCUCAAGAUUCAAAAUGCGCAGGAGAAGUAUCUUUUGCAAGAGCAAGGUGACAAGUUAGACGAAACGAUCAGAAAAACGGAGGAGGAGAUACAGGCGAUGGAAAAUACUUUACGAGUAGUGAACGUCUGCAAUGACAAAUAUAAGAUAACUGUGAACGCGGACGACGAGAAGAGGCCAGAAGCCGAGGAGCAUAAGAAGUUGAACGAAGAGCUGUGGGGCGCGGAACAGAGCUUAAGAGAAAAGAAGGAUGAAUUGCAAUCGUUAACAGAGGAGAUGCAGAAAAUACAAGCCGAGUACCUGCAGAUCUUAAAAGAUACAGAGGAGACUCAGGAAAGUGAAGAGAAUAAGAAUCAAUAUUUGAUCGAUCUCAAACAGCAGAUACAGGAACAGGAGGAAAAGAUAUCGAGAGCUAACAAAAGUUUGCAGAAUGCCAAAAGAAGUAUUCAAAGAUUGUUCGAAACUACAGGAGAUAGAAACGUGCUCGUACAAGCGAGAGAGAUAGAACUGCGCGAGCUUCAAGACCAGAAUACUGUCGUUUUACAAGACAUCGCUGAAUUCACUGUUCAACAUAUGGAAGCUGAAUCUUACGUGAAAAAGCUGUUACUGUCUCGGAAUAUCGAAUUACCGGCUAUACCGUUAUCUAGUCAAUCACCAGCAUCUAGUCAAUCCCGUAGUAACGCGUCUUCGGAAUAUCGUCCGAAAAGUACAAACCGUGAAAGCAUGCCGGAUAUCAACGAGGUUUCCAGCAACAAAGUUUUCGGCGGAUGGCAGAAAGUCUAUUCGCACGAAAGCAAUGAACUGGGAUGUAAAAUGAACUUUGGGAUCUUCCUACCGCCGCAAGUAGACGAGGGCCCAGUACCCGUUAUUUAUUGGUUGUCUGGAUUGACUUGUACAGAAGCUAAUUUCGUUCAGAAAUCCGGCGCACAAAAAUAUGCUGCUGAGCAAGGAGUGAUUCUGGUUGUACCUGACACCAGUCCACGCAACGUCAAUGUACCCGGGGAAGAUGAUGAUUGCGAUUUUGGAACAGGUGCUGGAUUUUACGUCGACGCGACGAAUGCACCGUGGGACAAGAAUUACAGAAUGUACAGCUACGUUACCAAGGAGCUACCAGCUUUGAUCAAUGAGAAAUUUCCUGCUCUACCUCACGUGCAGUCCAUAAUGGGUCACAGCAUGGGUGGCCACGGAGCAUUGAUAUGUGCUUUGAAAAAUCCUGGCUUGUACAAGACUGUCUCUGCUUUCGCACCUAUAAGUAAUCCUAUCUGCUGCCCGUGGGGUAAGAAAGCUUUCUCCGGCUACUUGGGCGGAACAGACACAGAUCCUACAUGGAAAGAAUGGGAUGCCACGGAACUGGCUAAGAAGUACAAUGGACCACCUCUGGAUAUCUUGGUCGAUCAGGGAAAGAAAGAUCAAUUUUUAAAAGACGGCCAAUUGCUACCGGAGAAUCUGCUGGCAGCAGCGAAGGACGCUGGACUGUCGCUGGUUUUAAGGUUUCAAGAAGACUACGAUCACAGUUACUUCUUCAUAUCGACUUUCAUAGAGGAUCACAUUAAGUAUCAUGUGAAAUAUUUGAAAUCUUAAACAGUAUACCCUUGUUUACGUUAAUUCCUUUCGUACUAAUGGCUUUUAUACGAUGAGAGGAGUGCAUGUAAUGAUAAUUCGCUCGAUGAUAAAAAAAUUCUAUUUCCAAUAAAUUACUUACGCAAAUAUUA